Drosophila gunungcola (fruit fly) is the source of this 786-nucleotide messenger RNA. Its product is annotated as kappaPI-actitoxin-Avd3c. The record is from RefSeq and is a predicted model, not a curated record. The coding region runs from base 344 to 625 and encodes 93 amino acids. Lineage: Eukaryota; Metazoa; Arthropoda; Insecta; Diptera; Drosophilidae. The transcript has 2 exons. Gene Ontology annotation, molecular function: serine-type endopeptidase inhibitor activity.
UUUAACAUCUAUUUAUAUUUUAAGCUAAUAUUUAUUGUGAUUUAAACAAGUUUUCCUGAUAACUUCUGUUAAAGGGACAUUUUUUUUACUUAUUGUUGCACCACUCUGUUAACCGUUUUUGUAAUAAAUUUUCUUUUCCUAAAAGCCGAAAAUGUAAGAUCAAAUAAAUAGCAGAUGAACAACAAACUAUCAAAAUAUUUGUUUAUGAUACGCACUCCGAAACGAACAGUUAUGUUUGCUUUGUAACACCUGAUUUAAUAUCGGCUGGUAGUUUGGAAACAAACGUUAAUGGUAUAAAAGCCAUCAAUAGCUGUUUGUUCAUGUUAGUUUCAAUUGUUUCACCAUGCUGUUGAAAUUUUCGUAUCUCGUAAUCUUUUUGGUGUUCUAUUCUCACCUGACUCAUUCGAUCAAGCGAAGAUGCCUUCAGCCGCUGGAAGAGGGCACAGGAAAAGCCUACCUGCGCAAUUGGUUCUACAACUCCACAUCGCAUAGGUGCCAAAGGUUUAUUUUCUUUGGUGGUGUGAGGAAUGGCAACAACUUCGAUACCCAAGCUCGGUGUCGCAAAAUUUGCCUAGCCCAACUGCCUAUGCCACUAAAUAAUUUAACCAGUGAUGAUGGAGCUUAAAAAGAACAAAGAUUCGAAUCAAGUACAAAAUAAUAAAUGAGACUUAAAUAAGUUAAGGCGAAGCCGGCUAAUUGCAUUUUGUGUGAAACCGUUGAGAAAAUGGCUUUGAAGCUGCGCCCAUAUUUUUUUACUGGCAUGCGCAACAAAUAAUUUUUAUGUCU